UUCAUUUGCAUAUCUAAGUAAAUUAGGAUGGUAGUAUAUUGUCAAUGUAUUGGCAGCAUUUCUAUUGUCUUGUAUAUAUAUAUUUUUGUAUUUUCCCAUGAAGCCAAAAGAGGUGUUUAGCUAUUUCUUUAUCAUUACAGGUCAAUGAUUUCUUAACUUGAACGUUGAGGUUCCCAUCAUUUGACCGUUUUAACAGUUACGUGUAGUUAUGGCUUGGCCCCUAUCCAAUUAAAUUGUCCUGUCAUAUAAGAUUGGAGCACUCUGCUUCUUGUUAAAUAAUAGCAAAAAUCAAUACAACUUAGUAGACUGUUCAAUGUUCUCUCACCUUCAAACACUUUAAAUUUGAAAAAAAAAAUUAGAAAAAAAGACAAAAUAAAACAAAGGGUGGUCGUUUUUCAAAUUUAUCUAAUAGUCUCUAACCAUGAUAACAUCAUUCGUGCAAACAUUUCCCAGAAGCCAAAACGCAGCGUCGCAGUCGGCUUCACCAUCACUCAAAGACUCUCCCGUCUUCUCCCGCAGUUCAUUUCCUGAAAAUUCCAGCUCAGAGAGACACAUACCCUUUACUUGUUUCACGUCUAUCUCGUCUCCAUUGCUUUUCUCUCGUUUUCUUUUCUAUAAUGCACUAAUAUUCAAUACCCGUUUCCCAUUUUAUUGAACUAAAAACUCAAAAGGUCACUCUCUUUAGAUCGAUCUCAGCUGCGAUGCUCUGAUUCUUGUGCAAGACCAAGCAAAACCCAUUCUUUUUUUCUCUUGAAGGAGUAGAAAUUGUUGAGUUUUUAAGAGAAUGGGCGUUUUGAGGGAGUCGUGGUGCUUUUGCAAAGGAGUGGGCAAGUCGGAGAGAAUGAAAGCUGCCAUUUUCUCCGAUAAGGGUCUAGCCAUGGUCACAAUCUCCUGUGCCGGAAACGGAACUUCUGGCACCGGUUUCCUGAUCCACCGGAAUCUCCUCUUGACUACUCAUGUUAAUAUUCCCUCCGUUGCUGCUGCUGAGAGUUUGGAGAUCCGGCUCCAAAAUGGCGUACCUGCUAGCCUCGUCCCUCACAGGUUUUUUAUCACCAGUUCUGUUCUGGACCUUACAAUAGUGGGUUUAGAUGCCAUGGAUGGAGACUCCAAUUCCCAAGGACAGCAGCCUCACUACUUGAAGACAUGUUCAAAACCAAAUCUGGAUCUGGGCAGUGUUGUCUAUCUUUUGGGCUACACAGAGAAGGAAGAACUGACAGUUGGUGAGGGAAAGGUGGUAAUAGCCACUGACAAUCUCAUAAAACUGUCAACUGAUGGAAUAAUAUGGAGCCCUGGAUCUGCUGGAUUUGAUGUACAAGGCAAUCUCGCUUUCAUGAUCUGUGAUCCUAUGAAACUAUCAACAUCUCCAAAUACCAAAUCUUCUUCAACUUCAUCCUCAUCCUCAACAUCCUGGAAGAAGGAUUCUCCUAUGCAAUUUGGUAUUCCUGUUCCCAUCAUCUGUGAUUGGUUAAACCAGCAUUGGGAAGGCAACCUUGAUGAACUUACCAAACCCAAGCUACCAAUCAUUAGAUUGAUGUCCACAGGCCAGAAAAGCGAGCAUUCUUGUGCUUCCUUCAGUCUCCGACAGGUUUUUAAGUCGACAGAUGUGGAUAAUGAUGGAACCCCUUCAUCAUCAAAUACAAUCUCUAAACCUGGGGACCAACAUGGACCAGGUUGUUCAGGUGUGGCAAACAUUACAAAAGAAGAAACCCUAACCACUAAUCCCCAUGCAGUUCAUGUGCAGGGAAUCUUGACUCCAGAAAUUUAUGGGUCAAGAAAGCUGACUGCAGCUCCCAUUAGGAAAAAGGAAAGUGUUCAAAUUCAGCUUUUGGAUAUUAAUUUCCUCCCAAGGAUCGCCAAAACAACUGUUCAACCACCAACAGGCAACCAGCUCCCACCUAACUCUGAUGAGAAUCAUGUUGAGGAACUUCCUCUGCAGAACCUAUCAGGUGGAGAUCAAAUUGAGGACAGAGGAACUGUGAGUCCUGAAGUAGAUGCUGAGAUUACAUCUACUGGUUCGGUAAAUGGGGCCCAAAGUGAGGUCCAGUCAAGUUCCUCACCGGUGGAGGUUUUAGAGAUGCAUAAUGGAUAUAGCAGCGAGGAACAGACCAUGUACUCUGCAGAAACUGCUGAGAGCCGAAACUAUCCCAGUCCAAGGGAGGGAAGGUUUCAACACGUUGGAAGGAGCCAAAGUUGUGUAAGUCACAAUGGAUGGGGAAAUGCUGCCCACAAGAAUCCCAUGGCCCGUAGGGCAAUGCUAGAACAGCAGAGAAGCUUUAUCCAUGGAAGGAAUAUGCAUUCACAAGGGGCAACAUCUCAAAGGAGUAAUGACUACUUCAGUCCAACUGUGUCAUCAAUAAUGAAGAAGCGAAACAACUUAGAACGGCCUACUAAACCGAAGCAAAGUGCUGUUCACUCUUCUUCAAGAUGGAAUUUCUGAUUAUUCUAGAUUAAUUUGAUAUCAAAAGAGAUAAACAGAAAUCCUAUGUUUUUGUUUUGUUUGGAUCAUGUCCAUUCAAAUGCAUAUAGUGUAACUAAUUUAUUGAUACCACGUGGAGACCAAUCUAAGAUAAAUAAGAAAAUUCGACAAGGUUGUAGACUUGCA
Molecule: messenger RNA, 2602 nt
Organism: Hevea brasiliensis (rubber tree)
Lineage: Eukaryota; Viridiplantae; Streptophyta; Magnoliopsida; Malpighiales; Euphorbiaceae
Exons: 2
Coding region: 785-2437 (550 amino acids)
Source: RefSeq, a predicted model, not a curated record